Cladocopium goreaui is the source of this 2040-nucleotide messenger RNA. NCBI's taxonomy places the organism in Eukaryota, Dinophyceae, Suessiales, Symbiodiniaceae. The record is from the annotation of a GenBank genome assembly.
AUGUUACCACUGCACAUGGGAAAAAUGUCAAAUGAUCCAAGGUGCCUAGCUGCGUUGGUUGCGCGCAACUGGGUUAUGGGCGAUGAGGACGAUGAGGAUGAAUCAUGUCCACUUUGCAUGCAGACCCUGGAUGAGACGGACAUAUCAUUUUUUGCCUGUCCCUGCAACUACCAGGUUUGCCUCUUCUGUGUCCACUACAUUGUGGAGCAGAUGAAUGGCAAAUGCCCGGCAUGCAGACAGGACUAUGUGGAGUCUCAAUUUAGGUAUGAUGCAAGUCGUGCGAAAAGUUUCCGUGAAAAGCAAGCGGAAAAGAAGAAGGGUGUGAACAAGAAGGACGACAAGUCCAGAGAGGAGCAAGAAAGAGAUAUGCGUGCUCGGCAUGCAGAGAAGCUGAAGGGCAGAUCUGGCCGCCGGGACUUGGCGGAGGUUCGUGUCGUGCAGAGGAAUGUGGUGCAUGUGAUCGGCCUCACAACUAAUGUUGCAAAGGAGGAGAUCUUGAAGUCCCCAGAAUUUUUUGCUCAGUAUGGAAAGCUGCAACGUGUCACUGUGAGCAAGGCACCUGUUCAGUCGAAGUUUCACAGCGACAAGAGUGUUCCCAUUUAUAGCGCGUACUUGACCUUCGAAAAGCCGGAAGAGGCACACGUUGCAAUUCAAGCGGUGGAUGGAUUUGCGGUGGAUGGCCACACUCUCCGGGCCAACUUUGGCACCACCAAGUACUGCCGCAAGUUCUUAGAAGGAGAGAAGUGCGAGCGCAAGGACUGCAACUUCUUGCACAAGUUGGUUGAUGAAAGUGCUGAGAAGGGCAAGGGCAAGGAUGGGAAGGAUGGGAAAGGGAAGGACGGCAAGGGCAAGGACGGUAAAGAUGGCAAGGAUGGAAAGGGAAGCUGGGCAUGGCAUGGAAAAGACAAUUACUGGGAGGAGACGAAAGGAAGUAAGGAUGGAAAAGGAAAGGACAGCUACUACAACUGGAAAGACGAGAAGGGCAAAAAGGAUGGCUGGAAAGGAAAAUCCAAGGACUCCAAAGAUGGCAACGGAAAGGGGAAGAGUAAGGAAGCGGUUAACGGCCGUUACGACGCGGAGCUGGAAAGCGGUUCCCAGGUCGCAGCGAAAGAGGCUCUUCCCGACAGCUGGGAGAAUGAAGAAAGUGAAGCGAAAGAAGAGGAGCUAUCGGAUAGGGGAGCUGCAACCAGGUCUGUGCAGGAUAAAGCACCUGCAAACCCUGGACCUCAGGCGGCGCCCUCCCAAGCUCCAGAAGCAGCAGCAGUGGCCAAAGCUGGAGCUCCGCUACAGCCUCCCUCCCAGCCUCCAUCAAUGCCGCCUCAGCCUCGACAACCACCCACCCGGCCACCCAUGCAAGCGCCCACCCAACCUCCAGCCACACCUGCAGCCCCAACGACCGCCCCACCAGCUGCACCAGCCGCACCAACCACAGCUCCCCCAGCCACGGCUGCACCAACUGCCGCAAGGCCGCAGCAGCCAGCGCAGCCACCAGCACAACCACCUGUGCAGCCUCCUGAAAGGCCGCUCCAACCACCGGCACAACCACCCAAGCAGCCACCCAUGCAGCCACCUAUGCAGCCUCCAGUGCAGCCACCACAUCCGUCACUAGCUCAACCGCCAACGCUUCCACCGCAACAGCCACCGCAACAGCCUCCACAGCAGCCGCCGCAGCAGCCGCCACAGGAGCCACCCCAGCCAGUCACGCAGCCACCACAGAUGGCACCACAAGCACAACCCACCCAGUCACCGGCCAGACAGAUCUCACAACCUCCGCAACAGCCUCCACAACAGCCACCACAACACCCUCCACCAUUCCAAGCAACAGUCGCAACGCCUUCCAAACCAUCUGCACCUGCACCACCUGCACCAUCUGCACCAUCUGCUUCUGAGAGCACAGAUGAGAGCCAAGCCGCGACCCUCAGGCCAGAUGCUUUGCGGACAGGCGCAGCCUGGCAGGCUCCACCGGGGAUGUUCGGUCCCAACUCAGUGCAAAGUCCGCCGGGCAUCCCUCAAACACCGCCGGGCGCCUGUGAUCGCUGA